CUUAAGUGACUUGCCCCACGACGAUACCAACUAUAUAUCAUUUCACGCCUUCUGUACUUACUACAACUAUUUUCUUGAAAAUUCCCGUGAAAUAUACUGGAGUUGGUUGCUAUUUCAUGUAGGAUUUAAUACUGCUAUUUGAAACCAAUCGGCAACAUGCCGGCACGUGCAGCGUCACCAACGCCAUCGGAAAACGAGGUUGAUAUUUCAGCUUCCUUAUUCACGAGCGGCAGAGUAUCGACCAAGAAGAGUAAAAAUAAUGAUAAGCAAGAUGAUGACCUCGGGUUUGACUUCCUGGACGACGGAGACGAUGAUGGCGACGAAGCUUUCAUUGCCCUUAAGCAGGCGGCUUCGUUUCGAAAAACUGGCAACUUGAAGGGAAAGUCUGUCAAGAAAGGUGGUGGCUUUCAAGCUAUGGGACUUAACGCAAAUUUACUAAGAGCCAUCACGAGAAAGGGGUUUGCUGUUCCGACUCCCAUUCAACGCAAAGCUAUACCCUUGGUUAUGGAGAGAAGGGAUGUUGUGGGCAUGGCAAGAACAGGUUCUGGAAAGACUGCUGCAUUCGUCAUACCCAUGAUAGAGCGUUUGAGAGCUCAUAGCGCUACUGUUGGUGCAAGGGCACUCAUCCUCUCCCCUUCUCGCGAACUUGCUAUCCAAACCUUGAAAGUCGUAAAGGAGUUCGGCCGUGGUACAGAUCUGAAGUGCGUUCUCCUUGUUGGUGGUGAUAGUCUAGAGGACCAGUUCAACUCCAUGACUUCGAAUCCUGAUAUAGUCAUUGCCACCCCUGGACGAUUCCUACAUCUGAAAGUCGAAAUGUCUCUCGACUUAUCCUCAAUCCAGUAUGCUGUCUUUGACGAAGCAGACAGGCUUUUUGAGAUGGGGUUUGCAGCUCAAUUAACCGAGAUCUUACACGCCUUACCCUUAUCAAGGCAGACUUUGCUCUUUUCGGCUACUUUGCCAGCUUCGUUGGUAGAAUUUGCGCGCGCCGGCUUACAGGAGCCAAGUCUCGUCCGAUUAGAUGCUGAGACAAAAAUUUCCCCCGACCUUCAAUCAGCUUUCUUCAGUGUCAAGGGUGCCGAAAAAGAAGGCGCGCUUCUCCAUAUCCUACACGACAUCAUACAAAUGCCCAUGGGAUUGCCAGCAGGCGUCGAACCAGACUCAGACAAGCCAUCCAAGAAGAGAAAGCGAGGGCCAGACGCCCCUCGAGGAAGGGAGAAGCCAACCGAACACUCCACCAUUAUAUUCACAGCCACAAAGCAUCACGUUGAAUAUUUACAAACUCUUCUCCGUGAAUCAGGCUUCGCUGUAUCUUAUGUCUAUGGAUCCUUGGAUCAAACAGCUCGAAAGGAACAAGUCGAAAGCUUCAGGCACGGACGUACCAAUAUCCUAGUGGUUACAGACGUUGCUGCUCGAGGUAUCGAUAUUCCUAUUCUUGCCAACGUUAUCAACUACGACUUCCCCCCGCAACCUAAGAUUUUUGUCCACCGAGUUGGUCGAACGGCUCGAGCAGGACAGCGGGGUUGGAGUUAUAGUUUGGUGAGAGAUACAGAUGCACCGUACUUGCUGGACCUACAACUGUUUUUAGGCAAGAAGCUCGUUCUAGGGAAGGAAGGUAAAGAUGCUACAAACUUCACUCAAGAUAUUUCCGUCGGUGCUCCGGUACGGAGCAAAGUGGAAAGUAACGUGGAAUGGCUGACUAAGGUCUUGGGUGAGAGCGAGGAUAUCAACGCACUACGCAAAGUAGCUGGCAAAGCGGAAAAGCUAUAUCUACGAACGCGUAACUCGGCUUCCAGCCAAAGUGCGCGGCGGGCGAGAGAAAUUGUCGCGUCAAAGGGCUGGAUGCAACUGCACCCGGUUUUUGGCAAUCAGCUGGGGGAGGCCGAGGACGCGCGAGCGGAGAUGUUGGCCAAGAUUAGCGGUUUCAAGCCCCAGGAAACGAUCUUCGAAAUCGGCAGAACCGCCAAAGCAGGCCGGAACGAUGCAGCCGAACUCAUGAAAGCGGUUCGUGAACGCUUCGGGCCCCGUAGGUCGGCUAAGGAGAACAAAGAAGAAGAGGAAGAGUCUGACGAAGAUGUCGGGGUAGAUGACGUGGUUGGAUUCGAGGAUGAAGAUGAGGAGAUGGUUGAUGAGCCGGACCAAAAUGUCGCAUCCGACAGUGCAGAAGAAGAAGAUGACAAUAGUGAUCUCGAAGUCACCAUAUCCAACCACAAUGCCACUUCAACAAAAUCUAAAAACGCGGGCUCCUUCCAAGACUCCGAUGUCUUUAUGUCAUACACCCCACGCACCAUUAACGCAGCCGAAGAGCGCGGAUAUGGCGUGCACUCGGGGUCCAACGCCCUCCAUAACGGCGGCGGCAACUUCGUCGAGGCCGCGCGCGACGUAACCAUGGACCUGACCAACGACGAAGGCGCCAAGAACUUCGGCGCCCCAGCCCGCUCACGCAUGCGCUGGGACAAGAAAUCCGGCAAGUACGUCUCCCGCGACAACGACGAGGACGGCUCCCGCAGCACCACCCUAGGCAGCGCAGGCAAGCGCAUGAUCCGCGGCGAAAGCGGCGUCAAGAUAGCCGCCUCCUUCCAGAGCGGCCGCUUCGACAAGUGGCGCCGCGCCCAACGUCUAGGCAAGCUCCCCCGCGUCGGCGAAUUCGAAAAGAGAGGUUUCAACGGCGGGGCAGGUGCACCCGGAGAAGGCGUCCGGUACAGACACAAGCAAGAGAAGGCGCCCAAGGAGGCUGACAAGUUCCGCGACGACUACCACGUGCGCAAGCAGCGCGUCGCCGACGCCCGCGAGAAGCGCGUCGGCCGCUUCAAGGACGGCGCUGGCAGCAGGAAGGAGAUUAAGAGUGCUGAGGACAUACGCAAGGCGAGGGUUGUUAAGGAGCAGAAGAGGGCGAAGAAUGCGAGGCCUGCGAGGAAGUAGAAGAAAGCAUGGGAUGGGAUGCUUGGUUUAAAUAGAAAGGUAGAAACGUGCUACAUGUGUCUAUACAUACCUACCUAACUUAGUACUUAAUGCAAGUUGUACAUACA
This is a messenger RNA of Hypoxylon fragiforme, 3026 nucleotides long. Its product is annotated as ATP-dependent RNA helicase DBP10. NCBI's taxonomy places the organism in Eukaryota, Fungi, Ascomycota, Sordariomycetes, Xylariales, Hypoxylaceae. Gene Ontology annotation, molecular function: ATP binding; RNA binding; RNA helicase activity. The coding region runs from base 157 to 2919 and encodes 920 amino acids. Gene Ontology annotation, cellular component: nucleus. The transcript has 2 exons. The record is from RefSeq and is a predicted model, not a curated record.